AUGCCGCCUCACUUCCUCCCCUACCUCACCUUCACGGAGACCCACCUGUUCCCAGGGUCCGGCAACUCCCCCUUCGACUUCGACAUCGAUGACCAUGGCGACAUUGACAUGGACGACUGCAAGCAACUAAGGCCCAAAGAUUUAGAAAUGGCCUUUAAGCUCAUGGGCGAAAUCUCAGACGAGUCAUAA
Paracoccidioides lutzii Pb01 is the source of this 189-nucleotide messenger RNA. RefSeq lists its product as hypothetical. The coding region runs from base 1 to 189 and encodes 62 amino acids. The record is from RefSeq and is a predicted model, not a curated record. The transcript has 2 exons.